CAAAUCUUCCCGCUACUGCUAAGGUACACACACCUCCGGUCGACGACUGCUGAGGUUCAUGCUCGACGCGAAGAAUCAGGACAGAACGCUGCGUUCUUUACGCAUAAUGAUCAGCCUCCAACCAUGACGAGGUCGCUGUCGAUCGUGGACCUGCCGCAGGACAUUCACGACGCCAUCCUCGCCCAUGUCGACGCACCAACAAGACUUGCGCUUGCCCUCUCGUGCCGGACCUUGCAUCGUGCAGCCUCCCGUGAGCUUGCGUCGACGGUCACCCUUGAUGGCUUGGGCCAGCUGGUGCGCUUCCUCGACCGCUGCACUUCCCCGUCCAAUGGGCCGGUCUACCUUGCACCGUGCUGUGCACACGGGUACCCUUUGCCGCACUCGUUCGGUAGCGUGACGGAUGACGAUCGACCAGCAAAGGCAAACCCGUGGCCUCGGAGCGCCAUGGUGCGCGACUUGACGCUGCGAUCGCCCGGGCCCCUGCUCCAUACCUACGACUCGACGCUCGACGACCUCGUCUCAACCCGCCCAUGGCUGCAGCGCGCCCCUGGCGGGCUCAUCGGUGCCGUACUUCGCCUCUGUCCCCGCCUUCGCUCAUUGCACAUCAUCGAUUCCUCGCUGCCCCUGCACCACAGCCUGGCCCAGUGCAUCGUGACAUGGACGCCCCAGCUACAGCACCUCACCGUGCGCUCAAAGCACACCGACGCCGCCUCGCUCGCUUUCAUUGUACGGCGCCUGCCCCAGCUGCGAAGCCUCGACGUAGCCGGUGUUCAGACAUGCUCCUGUCGCGGGCCCGACCAGGCGGACGCAGCCGCCCUCGCCCUGGCCGUUGCGCUCGGGUCCUCACAGAUUACGCGGCUGGUCCUCACGAGCUGCCGCUCCUUCAACGACGGUGCCAUCUUCUCGUACCUCGCUCGCCAUCAGCGCCGACACCCAGGCGGGCACAAUUGGGAUGAUGACGACGACGACGACAAGAAUCGCAUCGUCCUCGACUCGCUCGAGCUCCACCGCAUCAACCUCGUCCGGCCACAGGCGCUCGUCGAGCUCCUGUCCAGCCCAGCCUGCGCCCAGCUGCGGCACCUCUACAUUGGCGGACUGCGUCGGCUCAGGUCCGUCCAUCUCUCUGCCUUUCUGGAACGCCGGGACCCGGCGCGGGACCUCGAUCUUGAGGUCGAUGCACGCCUGAUGAGCCGGGCGAUGUACUGCGAGGAUCAAUGCGCCGCUUCGGCAGGCCUGACCCGGCUGAGGCUGUUUGGGCCCAGCCGCGAGCAGGGCGUAUGGAUCAGAGUGGCGCUCCGGGAGGAUGCAGGAUCCAAGCUGGGCCGACUCAGAGAAGUCAUCGUCAUUCCGCGCGAGGGCGACGACGGGCAAAUGUGGAAGGACUACAAAGUGAAGGGGCUAGACAUUCGUGUGGGCGACGACACCUCAGAAAGGGUCCACCAGGAGAGACGGUGGUGCCGGCAAGAGCGGGCGAGGCUCGUUCGAGAGCAGCAGCAGAAGCUCGCGCUGAUCCAGGUGGGCGGAGGAGCCUUUGCGGCAUACAGGAACGAAGACUGGUGAAGGUGGAACAUCUGCGCAAGUGCAUGCAAGUGACAAUUUAAGAAACAAUGAUGGUUGAUUGAUUGGACAAUUGAG
Acaromyces ingoldii is the source of this 1635-nucleotide messenger RNA. RefSeq lists its product as hypothetical. The transcript is spliced from 2 exons. Gene Ontology annotation, molecular function: protein binding. The record is from RefSeq and is a predicted model, not a curated record. The coding region runs from base 124 to 1560 and encodes 478 amino acids. Lineage: Eukaryota; Fungi; Basidiomycota; Exobasidiomycetes; Exobasidiales; Cryptobasidiaceae.